Cygnus olor (mute swan) is the source of this 1725-nucleotide messenger RNA. Its product is annotated as perilipin-3-like. Bases 101 to 1387 code for a protein of 428 amino acids. NCBI's taxonomy places the organism in Eukaryota, Metazoa, Chordata, Aves, Anseriformes, Anatidae. The record is from RefSeq and is a predicted model, not a curated record. The transcript is spliced from 8 exons. Gene Ontology annotation, cellular component: lipid droplet; cytosol. Gene Ontology annotation, biological process: lipid storage; positive regulation of triglyceride storage.
GCCCCGGUCACAUGCGCACGGGGCGGGCCUGGGGCUAUAAAACCGGGGCGGGGGCCAGGCACCGGGUCCAGCACCGAGCCCAGCACAGAGACGCCCCACCAUGGCCUCCAGCGAGCCCGGGACGGCGCAGCCCAAGGCUGAGGAGCAGCAGAGCAUCGGGACACGGGUGGCCAGCCUGCCCCUGGUGAGCUCUGCCUACGGCAUGGUGUCCACCGCCUACGCCUCCACCAAGGAGAGCCACCCCUACGUCCGCUCCGUGUGUGAUGUGGCCGAGAAGGGGGUGAAGACCCUGACGGCGGCGGCAGUCAGCGGGGCCCAGCCCCUCCUCACCAAGCUGGAGCCACAGAUUUCCACUGCCAACGAGUACGCCUGCAAGGGGCUGGAUAAGCUGGAGGAGAAGCUGCCCAUCCUGCAGCAGCCCACGGAGAAGCUCAUCUCAGACACCAAGCAGCUCGUGACAUCCACGGUGACGGGGGCCAAGGAUGUCCUGACCAGCACGGUGGCGGGGGCCAAGGACGCCGUGAGCAGCCGGGUGACGGGGGUGAUGGACAUGACCAAAGGGGCCGUGCAGGGCAGCGUGGAGCUGACCAAGUCGGCGGUGAGCAGCGGCGUCAGCACCGUCAUGGGCUCGGCCAUGGGCCAGAUGGUGGUCAGUGGGGUAGGCUCCGUGCUGGAGAAGUCGGAGGAGCUGGUGGACCACUACCUGCCCAUGACGGAUGAGGAGCUGGCCAAGCUGGCCACAGCCGUGGAGGGCUUCGAGACGGAGCAGCAGAAGCAGCAGCAGAGCUACUUCGUGCGUCUUGGCUCGCUGUCGGCCAAGCUGCGGCACCGGGCCCUGCAGCACUCGCUGGGCAAGCUGCAAAGUGCCCGCCACAGCAGCCAGGACGUGCUGGCCCAGCUCCAGCGCACCCUUGACCUGGUGGAGCAGCUCAAGCAGGGCAUGGACCAGAAGCUGCAGGGAGGGCAGGAGAAGCUGCAGCAGCUGUGGCUGGAGUGGAGCAAGAAGCAGCCAGGCGGUGGCAAGGACCUGGUUCCACCAGAGGCGGUGGAAUCGGGCACGCUGGCCAUGGUGCAGGGCCUGACGCAGCAGCUCCAGAGCGCCUGCCAGCCCUUAGUGUCCAGCCUGCAGGGCCUCCCCGCCGGCAUCCAGGAUACAGCCGGGCAGGUCCGCCAAAACGUGGAGGAGCUGCGGGCCAGCCUGGCCUCCGCUACAUCCCUCCAGGAGGUGACAGGCAGCGUCCUGGCCAAGGCUCGUGCCCACGCCGCGAAGGCCCGUGAGCUGAUGGACGAGCUGGUGGAGCACGUGGCCCACAACACUCCUCUGUCCUGGCUGGUGGGGCCCUUCACGCCUUCCACCCAGCACCUGCUGGGCCUCCAGGGGCAGUAGCAGCCUCCUGGGGGUAUGAUUAUAGCGAUAAUACCGCUGUAGCUCCUACCUAGCCUGGCCUAAGUAACUCCUGAUCUUCCUCCUCCCUGCACUGGGUGCAGGACCCAUGCAGCACGGCUCUGUCCCCUCUCACCUGUACCAGGGAGGUGCCAGCAAAGUGCCUUGGCUUCCCCAAGUGCCUACAGCAGCCCCUGCCCCUCAUCCUUCUCAUCCAGCCCCCCUGUCCUUCUCGGUGCCUUCCAGCCCCUCAUCUUCCCUCUGCCCUGCAGCAGCGGGGAGCCCGCGGGGCUCGGUGCAGGCAGGGGCAGUUGCUGAAGCAAUAAACUCCACGUAGUUUU